AUGAACGCAGCCUCCUUCCUCAACCAUGUCCUGCGAAACGCCACUUCAACCACCGGCCACCGCAAACCACCGCAAUCGACCAACGCCAAGAACUUAACUGCCGCUAUCCUCAACCAUCUCCGGUUGGGGCGCAUUUCAAAAGCCGUUUCCAUCCUCUUCUCUUCCCCUGUGCCCCUUGACUUUUCUCUAUACGCUCGUCUCUUCCAACUUUGUGCAUCUAGCAGAGCCAUUGUCGAAGCCCGGAAAGUAGAAUCGCAUUUGGUCACUUUCACUCCGAACCCGCCAACUUUUUUGCUCAAUAGAGCGAUUGAGACUUAUGGAAAAUGCGGGUGUCUGGCUGAUGCGAGAGAACUCUUUGAUGAAAUGCCUAGGAGGGAUGGAGGGUCCUGGAAUGCAAUGAUAACUGCGUAUUCCCAUAAUGGGUGUCCUGGAAAAGCAUUGGAUUUGUUUAGUCAUAUGCACAAGUCUGGGAUUUAUGCAAGUGAAGUGACAUUUUCGAGCGUUUUCGGUUCAUGUGCUUCUGUUUUGGCUCUUUGGCUGGCAAAGCAAGUUCAUGGGCUUAUUGUGAAAUAUGGGUUUUGUGGGAAUGUGAUUUUGGAGAGUUCACUAGUUCAUGUGUACGGGAAGUGGGGGAUGAUGAGUGAGUCGAGGAGAAUGUUUGACGAGAUUGAGAAUCCAAAUAGUGUUUCGUGGAAUGUAAUUGUAAGGAGGUAUCUUGAGAUGAAAGAGGGAGAGCAGGCAGUGUUGAUGUUUUCCAAGAUGGUUAGGGCGAAGGUAAGGCCAUUGAAUCACACUGUUUCUAAUGCUCUUGUUGCUUGUUCUAGUAUACAUGGACUUAAAGAGGGGGUUCAAAUUCAUGGAUAUGCAAUAAAGAUUAAUCUUGAGGUGGAUGAGAUUGUUUCAAGCUCCCUCAUUGAUAUGUACACAAAAUGUGGAGAUAUGGAAAGUGCUUCACUGAUGUUUAAGCUGCCCUCUUCAAAAAACUUGAUUGCUUGGACAGCUAUGGUGUCAGGGUAUGGAAUGAGUGGGAAAAUCAGGGAAGCUAGAGAGCUUUUCGAUGAGAUGCCAGAAAGGACUACGGUAUCAUGGAAUGCAAUGCUAUCGGGGUACACUCACUUCUCUAAGUGGAAUGAAGCAUUGGAUUUUCUGAGUUUGAUGCUCAAAGAGACUAGAGCAGUUGAUCAUGUCACUCUUGGAUUAGUCCUGAAGGUAUCUUCUGCCAUUAUGGAUAUUGAAUUGGGGAAACAGGUUCAUGGGUACGUCUACAGGCAUGGUUUUUACUGCAAUCUAUUGGUUAGCAACGCACUUCUUGACAUGUAUGGGAAAUGUGGAAAUUUGAGGUGUGCUAGAGUUUGGUUUUAUGCAAUAAGUCAUUUACGAGAUGAGGUUUCUUGGAAUAAUCUUUUAACUGGCUAUGCACGUCAUGAAUUGAGUGAAGAAACCAUGACAAUGUUUUGGAAGAUGCUAGGAGAGACCAUGCCAAGUAACUUUACAUUUGCAACCGUCUUGGCUGCUUGUGCAAAUAUUUUUGCACUUGAACCGGGUAAACAAAUCCAUGGGUUUAUGAUUAGGAAUGAUUACGAGAUGGAUAUUGUGAUUACUGGAGCUUUAGUUGACAUGUACUCCAAAUGUCGAUGCAUUGAUUAUGCUCUAGCGAUUUUCAAAGUGGCAGAUUUGAGUGAUGUAAUUCUCUGGAAUUCUAUGAUACUGGGUUGUUUUCAUAACAGAAGAUAUGAAAAGGUACUUGAAUUGUUCAUGUUGAUGGAGAAUGAAGGCAUAAAGCCAGACCAUGUCACUAUCCAAGGCAUCCUGCUUGCAUGCAUCGCUGAAGGCUGCGUGGAGUUGGGCAGACAGUAUUUUGAUUCAAUGACUGAUAAGUAUUGUAUAAUACCAAGGUUGGAGCAUUAUCAGUCUAUGAUUGAGCUGUAUGGUCGCAGUGGAUGGAUGGAUGAACUUGAGGAUUUUAUCAAGAAGAUGCCAUUUGAACCCACUGAAGCAAUGCUGAUCAGAAUCUUUGAUCUCUGCCAAGAACAAAAGCACUUUAAGUUGGGAGAAUGGGCAGCUGAUCAGCUUAACAGAUUGAAUCCCACAAUUCCAUUCCAAAUUGGUACAGCCGACAGCACCUGACUUUUAAGUCACUGAAGUUUUGUACAUUUCAUGUAAAUGCGGAAUUAUUCUUUUCUUACCAGGAAAUGUAAGAUAUAGGAAGAGAGCUUAUUGACAUACAUUAUUAUUUUUUCUUCAUCUUUUUGGUACCCAUAAUGUUAUUACUUCUUGGAAAUUUUGUGCAAUAUACAAAAUCUGCAUGUUGGAUUUAUUA
Coffea eugenioides is the source of this 2320-nucleotide messenger RNA. Its product is annotated as pentatricopeptide repeat-containing protein At3g26540. Gene Ontology annotation, cellular component: intracellular membrane-bounded organelle. Lineage: Eukaryota; Viridiplantae; Streptophyta; Magnoliopsida; Gentianales; Rubiaceae. The coding region runs from base 1 to 2127 and encodes 708 amino acids. Gene Ontology annotation, biological process: RNA modification. Gene Ontology annotation, molecular function: RNA binding; protein binding. The transcript has a single exon. The record is from RefSeq and is a predicted model, not a curated record.